AUGGUCAUGGUGGAGGUGGAGACAAGUGAUGACAUUAUAAUCCUUAAAAAGUUAGAGAGUAAAAACACUGAACCAAAAAGGCAUGGAACACAGAUCCAUAGAGAAAACCCAAUUUCAAGACAGCAAGAAGAUGCUCAUAGGCAUCACUGGCAAAGAGGAUUCUCAAGAUUCAGAAAGAACAUUGAGAAAGGAAAUGAUACAAAACCAUACAAAGAACCCUCUGGAUUCAAGCCUGGACAAAGCUCUUUAAACAAGCAGCCUGUAAAUAAGCAGGAGAAGUGCAAUGAAAAUUCUAAGUCCCAAGCAGAGAGGAGUGGAAGCCAGUCAGAGGGGAACCAGCAUCAACUGGAAGGAUCUCAAGGCCAAUCAUCAGAAAAUCGACACCAUUCAGAGAGAUCUCGUAGCCAUCAGAAAGAUCUCAUGGCCAGUCAGAAAGAUCUCACGGCCAGUGGGAAAGAUCUCGUGGCCAGUCAGAGAGUUCUCAUAGCCAGUCAGAGAGUUCUCGUAGCCAGUCAGAGAGUUCUCGUAGCCAGUCAGAGAGUUCUCGUAGCCAGUCAGAGAGUUCUCACGGCCAGUCAGAAAGAUCUCGUGGCCAGUCAGAAAGAUCUCGUGGCCAGUCAGAGAGUUCUCCUGGCCAGUCAGAGAGUUCUCGUGGCCAGUCAGAGAGUUCUCGUGGCCAGUCAGAGAGAUCUCGAGGCCAAUCCAAGAGAUCUCGUGGCCAGUCAGAGAGUUCUAGUGGCCAGUCGGAGAGAUCUCCAGGCCAAUCCGAGAGAUCUCGUGGCCAGUCAGAGAGAUCUCCAGAUCAAUCGGAGAGAUCUCGUGGCCAGUCCAGGAGUUCUUGUAGCCAGUCCGAGAGUUCUCGUGGCCAGUCCGAGUGUUCUCGUGGCCAGUCCGAGAGUUCCGGUAGCCAGUCCGAGAGUUCCGGUAGCCAGUCCGAGAGUUCCGGUGGUCAGUCGGAGAGUUCCGGUGGCCAGUCGGAGAGUUCCGGUGGCCAGUUGCAGAGUUCCGGUGGCCAGUCGAAGAGAUCCCGUGGCCAGUCAGAGAGAUCCCGAGGCCAGUUGGAGAGAUCCCGUGGCCAGUCGGAGAGAUCCCGAGGCCAGUCGGAGAGAUCCCGGGGCCAAAUGGAGAGAUCCCGGGGCCAAAUGGAGAGAUCCCAUGGGCAGUCAGAGAGAUCCCGUGGGCAGUCAGAGAGAUCCCGUGGCCAACCAGAGAGAUCUUGUGGCCAACCGGAGAGAUUUCGUGGCCAACCAGAGAGAUUUCGUGGCCAACUGGAGAGAUUUCGUGGCCAACCGGAGAGAUCUCGUGGCCAACCAGAGAGAUCUUAUGGCCAAUUAG
Molecule: messenger RNA, 1335 nt
Organism: Odobenus rosmarus divergens (Pacific walrus)
Lineage: Eukaryota; Metazoa; Chordata; Mammalia; Carnivora; Odobenidae
Gene: LUZP4
Product: leucine zipper protein 4-like
Exons: 5
Coding region: 1-1335 (444 amino acids)
Source: RefSeq, a predicted model, not a curated record